Messenger RNA from Rhinocladiella mackenziei CBS 650.93, 813 nucleotides. RefSeq lists its product as uncharacterized. The coding region runs from base 1 to 813 and encodes 270 amino acids. The transcript is spliced from 2 exons. NCBI's taxonomy places the organism in Eukaryota, Fungi, Ascomycota, Eurotiomycetes, Chaetothyriales, Herpotrichiellaceae. Gene Ontology annotation, molecular function: aldehyde dehydrogenase (NAD+) activity. The record is from RefSeq and is a predicted model, not a curated record.
AUGCUCAAAUUCGCGGAUCUGGUGGAACAGAACGCUGAUAAACUCGCUCGUCUAGAGUCGCUACCCACGGGACGACCCAUCUCCGUGAUUAAGCAUUUCGACAUCCCCUACAUGGCCUCGAAAAGCUUCACGGAAGAAAACGGAACAUACAAGAUCGUCCGCUACGAACCCGUGGGUGUCUGCGCAGGUAUCGCCUCCUGGAAUGCCGCUUUCGUCUACGUUGGGUGGAAAAUCGCCCCCGCCCUCGCAGCAGGUUGCUCAUUCAUCUUCAAAACAUCGGAAAAAUCACCACUGGGCGUGCUCGGCCUAGCACCUCUAUAUGCCGAAGCCGGCUUCCCCCUUGGUGUCGUGCAAUUCGUGAGAGGUGCUCGAGAUACCGGCGCCGCAUUAGCCUCACACAUGAACAUCGCGAAGAUCAGCUUUACUGGUUCCAUCACGGCCCGACGUGCCGUACAAGCAGCAGCUGCCAAAUCCGACUUGAAGCGGGUGACCCUCGAACUGGGCGGAAAAUUGCCGGCUAUCGUCUUCAAUGACGCUCCCCUUGAAGCUGCAGUCGGUGGUGUCGGGCAAGGCUUUCUACUCAACUCGGGCCAGGUCUGUGUCGCCGCAUCUCGCGUUCUAGUCCAAGAAGACAUCGCGCCCAGGUUCCAAGAAGCCGUGAAUGCAGCCUUUGAAUCUGUCUCUGCCGGAACGGGCGCGAAUCCCUUGGAGCCAACAACCACGCAUGGACCCGUCGUGGACAAGGCGCAGUAUGACCGUGUCAUGGGAUAUACACUGACAUUGGCAAGGACACGGCGACAUUGCUCACGGUGA